Messenger RNA from Cynoglossus semilaevis (tongue sole), 1419 nucleotides. RefSeq names its product alcohol dehydrogenase class-3. NCBI's taxonomy places the organism in Eukaryota, Metazoa, Chordata, Actinopteri, Pleuronectiformes, Cynoglossidae. The record is from RefSeq and is a predicted model, not a curated record. Gene Ontology annotation, molecular function: alcohol dehydrogenase (NAD+) activity; zinc ion binding; S-(hydroxymethyl)glutathione dehydrogenase [NAD(P)+] activity. Gene Ontology annotation, cellular component: cytosol. Gene Ontology annotation, biological process: formaldehyde catabolic process. The coding region runs from base 109 to 1239 and encodes 376 amino acids. The transcript is spliced from 9 exons.
UUCAAUCACUUUACAGCUCUAGCUGCAUCACCAUUACGUUCUCCUCUUUGAUUGGUCCGUACGUAUGACGCUGCUUCCACCCCGUUCUCUUGCUCUGAAGGGAAGAACAUGGAGACAGUUGGAAAAGUAAUCAAGUGCAAGGCUGCUGUUGCCUGGGGGCCAGGGAAGCCUCUUUCCAUUGAAGAGGUGGAAGUUGCACCACCUAAGGCCAAUGAAGUUCGCAUCAAGCUGUUUGCCACAGGGGUGUGUCACACAGAUGCCUACACACUCAGUGGCAGUGACCCCGAGGGACUUUUCCCUGUCAUCUUGGGCCAUGAGGGUGCAGGGACUGUGGAGAGUGUUGGUGAAGGUGUCAUCAAAUUCAAGCCUGGUGAUACUGUGAUUCCUCUGUAUGUACCACAGUGCGGGGAAUGCAAAUUCUGCAAAAAUCCCAAGACCAAUCUUUGCCAGAAAAUUAGAGUAACCCAGGGCCAGGGUUUGCUCCCUGAUAAGACCUCACGCUUCACUUGCAAGGGAAAGCAAGUGUUUCACUUUAUGGGCACCAGUACCUUCUCUGAAUACACCGUAGUGGCCGAUAUCUCUCUGGCCAAGGUGAAUGAAAAGGCUCCAAUGGAUAAAGUGUGUCUGCUUGGAUGUGGCAUUUCUACAGGCUACGGUGCUGCUCUCAACACUGCCAAGGUUGAGCCCGGUUCCACUUGUGCCGUGUUUGGACUUGGAGCCGUGGGCCUAGCUGCUAUUAUGGGUUGCCAGGCUGCUGGUGCAACCAGGAUCAUUGGCGUUGACAUCAACCCUGCAAAGUUUGAGAAAGCCAAGGAGUUUGGAGCAACUGAGUUUGUGAACCCCAAUGAUCACACCAAGCCCAUUCAGGAAGUUCUGGUGGAGAUGACUGACGGUGGUGUAGACUACUCCUUUGAGUGCAUUGGAAAUGUGAAAAUCAUGAGAGCCGCACUGGAGGCAUGCCACAAAGGAUGGGGCGAGAGUGUCAUCAUUGGUGUAGCCGGUGCUGGACAAGAGAUUUCCACCAGACCAUUCCAGCUGGUGACAGGUCGUGUGUGGAGGGGAACAGCCUUCGGAGGCUGGAAGAGUGUGGAGAGCGUUCCUAAACUGGUAGAAGAUUACAUGAAUAAAAAACUGAAGGUGGAUGAAUUUGUUACUCACACUCUGCCCUUUGAGCAGAUCAAUGAGGGUUUUGACCUCAUGCAUGCUGGAAAAAGCAUCCGCACAGUGCUGACCUUCUGAAGUGCUUCCAGCAUUGACGUCUUUCACAUCCGGCCUUCAAACAGUCUAAUUAGAUGCAGCACUUUUUUGUCUUUCCUCUUUGCUUCUGUUUGAGCAGUAACAACUAGUACUAAAAUGUUGUAUUUUCCAUCCAGAAAGUUGUUACAAACAAAAGAAGUCGUAUUAAAUGUUCAACUUACA